AUGCCAGGCAGGAUCAAAGCUUUAGACGAGACAGUCGUUAAUAAAAUUGCUGCUGGGGAAAUUAUUAUAUCCCCUGUCAAUGCUUUAAAAGAAAUGAUGGAAAACUCCAUUGAUGCUAAUUCGACUAAUAUUGAUGUAAUAACUAAAGAUGGUGGUAUUAAAUUGCUACAAAUAAGUGAUGAUGGUUCGGGAAUAGACAAAGAAGAUCUCCCGAUUUUAUGCCAGCGUUUCACAACAUCCAAGUUGAAUAAGUUUGAAGACUUGCAAAGUAUCAAUACCUAUGGUUUUCGUGGUGAAGCUCUGGCAAGUAUCUCACAUAUCGCCAGAGUUACUGUCACUACCAAAACAAAAAGUGAUAAUUGUGCGUGGAAGGUUAGUUAUGCUGAAGGAAAAAUGCUUGGAGAGCCUCAACCAACAGCGGGAAGAGAUGGAACCGUUAUUUUAGUCGAAGACUUAUUCUACAAUAUGCCAUCCAGAUUGCGCUCAUUAAGAUCUGGAAAUGAUGAAUAUUCAAAAAUAGUUGAUGUCAUGGGUAGAUAUGCAGUGCAUUCUGAAAAUAUAGGUUUUUCCUGUAAGAAAUUGGGGGACUCUAACUUUACUUUAGCAAUACGGUCUCAUGCGAAGCAACAAGAUAGAAUUAGAAUAGUGUUUGGGAAAAAUGUAUCAAGCAAUAUGACAGAAAUUGCUAUGGCUGAUGACAUCAAUUUAGAACUAAAAUCUGUGAAAGGACAAGUGAGUGAUUUGAACUUUGUUAUGAAAAAAUCAGUAACUCCUACUUUUUUUAUAAAUAACAGAUUAGUAAGUUGUGAUCCUUUAAGAAGAUCAAUAUACCAAGUUUAUACAAAUUAUUUGCCCAAAGGCUCUAAACCGUUUGUAUACCUAAGUUUACUCAUAAACCCAAAAUCAGUGGAUGUAAAUGUUCAUCCAACUAAGAGAGAAGUGAGAUUUUUAAACCAAGAUGAGAUUAUUGAGAAAAUUACAACCUACCUGAAUGAAGAACUGUCAAAGUUGAACACAUCUAAAACAUUCAAAACAGGAUCAUUAUUAAGCAGGCAAUUGACUAGAUCGCAACCUGUGAAGUCAUUGAACAGUUCAACAAUAGCAGCAAACAAUGCAUCUAAUGCCAGUUCACUAAAUAAAAAAAUAUACGAACACAAAUUAGUAAGAACUGAUGCCAAUCAAAGAAGUAUCACAACUUUUCUAAAGCCUAAUGUUUCUAGCAGUUAUGACAAUAUUGUGAAGACGCAAGUAAUACCUUCGAAGCGUAAAAUAUUAGAGGAAUCAUUUCAUGACCCAACUAUAGAUUCUAAUAAUAGUGAACAAACUAACGGUGAUGAUACUUUAACAAACAAAAUAUUGAAAAGAAGUACACGAUCUGUGAUGGAGGUGAAUGAAGCUACAGCUACCGAUGAUGGAAGUGUGAACAUAUCCGAACAAACUAUCAAUGAAGUUGAAAUUCGUAACAGCGUUACUGACUCUAAUGAUAAACAAUUUAACCCUACUGUGGAAACUUCUAAAACCGAUGUUGAUUAUGAAGAAGAAUCCAUAACACAGGUAGAUGAGUCUAAACCGUCUGAGUACACAAUUAUAGAUAAAAAAAGAACGGAUGUGAACCUUUCAAGCAUUAAAACACUAAAGGAAAUGGUAGAUAAUGCAUCACAUAUGGAACUAACAAAUAUCUUCGCGAACCUAACUUAUGUGGGACUUGUAGAUCCAAGGAGGCGGCUGGCAUCGAUUCAAUACGAUUUAAAACUUUUUUUGGUAGAUUACGGUGCUAUUUGUUAUGAAUUGUUUUAUCAAAUUGGGUUGACUGAUUUUGCUAACUUUGGGCAAAUUAAUCUUUGUACUGAGAACGAAGAAAGUCUAACUAUUUAUAACAUAUUAAAAUCUUUUGAGGUACUGAAGGAUAAUGAAAUCUCUAUCAAAUCGAUAAUUGAACAAUUUAUUACAAUGAGGGAUAUGUUAGAAGAGUAUUUUUCAAUUAAGAUAGAUUUUAUUGACAAGGAUCAAAAGGAUUAUAAAACGGCAAGACUAGCUUCUUUACCAUUGUUGUUAAAAAGAUACACCCCAUCGUUAUCGAAGCUUCCUUUCUUUCUAUAUAGGAUGGGUACAAAGGUGAAUUGGAAGAGCGAAGAAGAAUGCUUAGAAGGUAUACUAAAACAAAUUGCAUUGCUAUAUAUUCCAGAAAUCAUUACUGAAGAUGUCGACAAUAAUGAUAUGCAAGAUAGCACAAUGAUAGAUUCUGUUAAAAUGACAGCUGUUGCAAAGAAAGAAAAAAUGGCAGAUCUUUUAGAGAAUGUUAUUUUUCCCUGUGUUAAGAGAAGAUUUUUAGCGCCUGAUACUUUACUUAAGGAUGUUGCUGAAAUUGCAAAUUUACCUGGGUUAUAUAAAGUUUUUGAAAGAUGUUAA
This is a messenger RNA of Tetrapisispora phaffii CBS 4417, 2409 nucleotides long. It is a transcript of the gene MLH1, whose product is annotated as mismatch repair ATPase MLH1. Gene Ontology annotation, biological process: mismatch repair. The transcript has a single exon. Gene Ontology annotation, molecular function: ATP hydrolysis activity; mismatched DNA binding; ATP binding. Lineage: Eukaryota; Fungi; Ascomycota; Saccharomycetes; Saccharomycetales; Saccharomycetaceae. The coding region runs from base 1 to 2409 and encodes 802 amino acids. Gene Ontology annotation, cellular component: MutLalpha complex. The record is from RefSeq and is a predicted model, not a curated record.